AUGGACCGGAGGACCGUUCCUGGGAACCAGCAGCCAACGUCCACACGCCUGCCUGCCUCCGAGAUUUCCAUGCGGCUUGCAGCAGCCCAGGUGUUGGCAGAGGAAAGAAGAAGCCAAAGUCGUGCUAGUCCUGUUCCAGUCCAGUCUCCAGUUGGUAUGAAAUCUUCAACCAGGCCAGUGAUUGAUGGGUCCACUUUGAGAACAGAAGAGAGGCAAAGGCUGGCCAGGGAACGGAGAGAGGAGCGCGAGAAGCAGCACGUGGCCAAAGAAACACAGAUAUUGGAAAAGGAGAAAAAGGCCAAACUCCAGUAUGAGAAGCAAAUGGAGGAGAGACAGAGAAGACUGAAGGAACAGAAGCUGAAGGAGCAACAAAGGAGAGUAGCAGUAGAGGAAAAGCAGAAACAAAAGCUGGAGGAGGAGAAGGAGCACUAUGAGGGAGUGCUGCAUUGGACCCUGGAGCGGAGCCAGCGGCUGGAAACCCGACAGAAGAGAUGGUCGUGGGGUGGCUCUGUGACCUGGCAAAAUUACAAGCCUGAGUCGCCAAUUCCAGAUGAAGGCAGCAAGCGCUCUACCUCCUCAGCAAACCUCAAGCAAGGGGAAACUGUCAUCAAUAAGCACCUUUCAUCCUCCGCAGCACGUCUGAAUUCUCCCAGCAAGGGCUCAACUAAAAGAAGUUCUUCGUUAAACAGACUGAAUAACAAAGUUCCUCCAAAUUCUGAGCAGCAAGAAUCCAAAGGUUUGCAUGCGGAGCAGAAAGCUCGCCAUUCCCAAGUCAGUCCUCUGGAGAGCAAUGUGCUCAGCUGCCUGCUCACCCCCACCCAGGCCUCCCUACCUAGGAGUAAAAGUGCCGCCACCUUGUCAGCUGAUGGCAAAGAUCCCUCAGCUCCCAGCAGCGCUGUCAGUUCCCCGGCCCACAUGCCCAAAGUUCCCAUGUGCCGCUGCAGCACGGACCGACUGAAGGCGGCCGCCUCUCUGCCAGGAAACAUCUCACCAGAAACGGCACAGAAAUCAGAACCCACAAAGCAGCCCUUAUCUACUGGGAGACGCACUCCGUUGCCAUCUUUGCCCGGUCCCAGGCGGUCUCCCUCUCCUGCCAGUGUGGUUAAACGCACUCCGUCUCCAAUGGCAAUCAGGCAAAAGUCUCAUCCAAGUUCACCCAAAAGACAGUGGCCACCAUCUCCUGUUUUGGUCUCCAAUCCAGCGCCAAUCCAGCGUCCGUCCAUCACCCCGAACAUCAUUAACGUUGCCAAAAAGCAAAGUGACCUAGCGUGUCUACCAAAGGAGAGGGUGGAGGAUCCCGAGGGUCAGGAUCCUGGCUCGGCGGCCGUGCCAACGCCUGGCUGCCAACGUCAGGGCACAGCAGCCAGGCCAAGGAGCAGUAAAAAUGCAAGUAGCAAAACCGCUCCGGCGACCACAACAGCUGAAGACGCAGCGAGGAUCUUGGCUGAGAAGCACCAUCUUGCGAGGGAGCAGAGGGAGUACGAAGACCAGGAGAGAGCUCAAAGAGAAGAGGAGGAAAGGUGGGCUGCUUUGGAAAGUCAGAAGGACACCCAGUGCCGGAUUUACGUAUAA
Molecule: messenger RNA, 1572 nt
Organism: Podarcis raffonei (Aeolian wall lizard)
Lineage: Eukaryota; Metazoa; Chordata; Lepidosauria; Squamata; Lacertidae
Product: ensconsin-like
Exons: 17
Coding region: 1-1572 (523 amino acids)
Biological process (GO): microtubule cytoskeleton organization
Cellular component (GO): microtubule cytoskeleton
Source: RefSeq, a predicted model, not a curated record